Mercurialis annua (annual mercury) is the source of this 1282-nucleotide messenger RNA. RefSeq lists its product as uncharacterized. NCBI's taxonomy places the organism in Eukaryota, Viridiplantae, Streptophyta, Magnoliopsida, Malpighiales, Euphorbiaceae. The record is from RefSeq and is a predicted model, not a curated record. Bases 67 to 1236 code for a protein of 389 amino acids. The transcript has a single exon.
AAUAUAAAAUGCAUAAGACUCAUAUGAUAAGAGUCAUUGCUUCCGCCAACUUCCAUAGACAUUAGGAUGGUAAAGCUUCUUAGGCUAUUAUCGGAGGCCAAAGCAAUCAUCUUCUCCGUUACGAUUCUCAUAGCCAUAAUCUUCGUUUUCUCUGCAAAUUCAUUCGUCCGUAAGGAUUACAAACUAAAGCUAACCAUCAGCAGCAAACCGCUUCACUCCAUAAAAGAUAACGAGAGUACUAAAUUACGUUCCAUCAAUGUAAAAGAAGAGAGAAGAAGAAAGUUUUUUCAGAAAAAAUUGCAGGAAUUGGAGCUUAGCACGUCAGAAAAUGGCGCUCAACGAUUUCACGGCCGAAUUCUAGAGUUUCUUGAUCACAAGUGCGAGGUUCAGUUCUUCAUGAUAUGGAUUUCACCCUUGUCAUCGUUCAGCAGAAGAGAAUUCUUGGCUAUGGAGUCUUUAUUCAAAGCUCAUCCUAAUGGCUGCUUAAUCAUUUUAUCAGCAACUAUGGAUUCAUUAGAAGGAAGUAAAAUCUUGAAACCUUUAACAGAACGUGGUUUUAAAGUUGGUGCAAUUAAACCACAUUUGCAGUUUCUGUUCGAUAAUACUCCGGCCGAAAAAUGGAUUCGGGAUAUGAUGAAUGGGGAGAAGGGUUCCGGUAGGAUUCCGAUUGCGCAGAAUCUUUCGAAUCUGAUUCGACUUGCGGUUAUAUAUAAAUACGGAGGUGUUUACUUGGAUACGGAUUUGAUUAUCUUGAAAAGUUUAAUGGGGUUGAGGAAUUCUAUUGGAGCACAAAGUAUUCAUCCAGUUUCUAAAAAGUGGAGAAGAUUGAAUAAUGCGGUUCUGAUAUUUGAUAGAAAUCAUACACUUGUGUACGAGUUUAUUCAAGAAUUUGCUGAGACUUUUAAUGGAAAUAUAUGGGGACAUAAUGGACCGUACUUGGUCUCGAGAGUGGCGGAGAAAGUGGCCGGAAAACCCGAGUUUAACGUCACUAUCAUGCCACCGGCGGCUUUCUACCCGGUAGAUUGGAAUGGAAUAGGAGGGUUUUUCAAGAAACCGGAAAGCCAGACUGAGUCAAGAUGGGUACAAGAGACGGUUCUUGAGCUUACAAAAGGAAAUAGUUAUGGGGUGCACUUAUGGAAUAAGCUAAGUAGAAGAAUAGGUAUUGAACAAGGAAGUGUCAUGGCUCAAUUAAUCUCUCACCAUUGUAUUAUUUGUGAUUAUGUUUAUAACUUGUGAAGAAUUUUUUAGUAAAAUCCCAAUUGAAAGAUUAAGGUUAUGUAUU